This is a messenger RNA of Debaryomyces tyrocola, 948 nucleotides long. The record is from the annotation of a GenBank genome assembly. NCBI's taxonomy places the organism in Eukaryota, Fungi, Ascomycota, Pichiomycetes, Serinales, Debaryomycetaceae.
AUGACAGUUGUUGAGUCUUCCAUAUUGCCUAAAGGUAUCUAUUCCCCGAUUCCUACAUAUUAUAAAAAUGAUGGUAAAUUUUCUUUAGACACAGAGACCCAAGUAAAGCAUGCUUUAAUGUUAUAUGACAAUGGUAUAAACGGGUUAGUUGUUUCUGGAAGCAUGGGUGAAUCCACUAAUAUAUCACCUGCAGAAAGAAACAGUGCUUUAAGAAGUCUUAGAAAAGCUAUUCCAGACAGAAAAUUCAAGCUUAUUGCUGGUAUGCCUCCAAAUAGUAUUGCAGAAGUCAUCACUGAAUCUGAGGAAAGCAAGAAAAAUGGAGCAGAUUUUAUAAUUUUAUUGGUUCCAGGAUACUUUGGACCUAAUUUAGUUAGUCAGCAAGGUAUUACCGACUACUUUCUUAAUAUCGCUGAUUACUCUGCUUUGCCUAUUGUCAUUUACAAUUAUCCCGGCACUUGUAAUAAUGUCAAUAUUACGAUUGACACUUUUGAGGCAUUAUCAAAACAUGAAAAUAUUGUUGCUGUUAAGUUAACUCAUUUUAAUUUAGACGUAUACACAUUAUUGGGAAAUAAUAAAACUUAUGAGACUAAUAAUUUUAGGCCAUUCACUGGCUUGGGUCAAGUAUUGAUUCCAUCCCUUUCAGUUGGUAUGUUUGGUGCAAUUGAUGGUUUAUCGGGUAUAUUUCCAAAAAGUAUGUUAAAGCUUAUGAAAUUGUACGAAGAUGGCGAGAAAGAAAAGGCUCUCCAGUUGCAGUACAUUAUUACUAAGGUUGAUUUGAUGAUUAGUGAAUUGAAUGUUGUUGGAGUUAAACAACUUUUAAAAGAAGUUCAUGGUUUUGGAGAAAUUUUGACGGGUAGACCACCAUUGAGUAAACCAGUUGACUUGGAUGCAUACAAAAAGUAUGAAAUUGAUAUCAAGAAAUUGGCAGAGGUUGAAAAAUCUUUGUAA